Messenger RNA from Microdochium trichocladiopsis, 969 nucleotides. Its product is annotated as 2OG-Fe(II) oxygenase. Bases 1 to 969 code for a protein of 322 amino acids. The record is from RefSeq and is a predicted model, not a curated record. NCBI's taxonomy places the organism in Eukaryota, Fungi, Ascomycota, Sordariomycetes, Xylariales, Microdochiaceae. The transcript has 2 exons. Gene Ontology annotation, molecular function: dioxygenase activity.
AUGGGGUCUACCUCACCAGUCAACUUUCCCCUGAUUGACCUUGGCCCGUACCUCAAGAAAGGUGCAACCCCGGAGGACAUUGCAGGCGUCGUAGCCGAGGUCCGUGCCGCCUGCCAGCAGUUUGGCUUCUUCCAGGUCAAGAACCACGGUGUCCCUCUGGAUUCGCAGUACGCCCUGCUCGACGCGCUCAGAAACUUCUUUGGUCUCCCGGCUGAGGAGAAGGCCAAGCUGUCUUUCCUCGAGAAUCCUGGCAGACGCGGCUAUGAGUCAUCUGGCAUGACUGUUCGUGUCGGCGACAAAUUGCCUGAUGCCAAAGAGGCCUAUUACAUCGGCCGCGAGGAGCCCGUCGUCGUCCCUCCUGGCUUCCACUGCCCCAAUGUCUGGCCGUCUCAGCUGCCCUCAGACAAGUUCCGCGACCCGGUGUGGAAAUACUACGAGGAGACAGGCCACCUGGGCCGCACGAUCUGGGAGAUCCUUCUGCUCGGUCUGAACCAGGACCCCAAGCAGAUAAUGGACAAGUUUACGAGCCGCCCCAUCGUGCAGAUGAAGAUGAUCCGCUACCCGCCCUUCAGCACCACCUCCCCUGGUCAGUUCGGCGUGGGUCCGCACACUGACUUUGGCGGCGUGACUGUGCUCCUCCAGCAGCCUGGGAAGGGCGGGCUCGAGGUUUUCUAUGAGGAAACACAGGAGUGGCUCGCCGUGCCCUCGAUCGAGGAUAUCUACAUUAUCAAUUGUGGCGACAUGAUUCAGUCGUGGUCGGGAGGUGUGUAUCGCAGCGCCAAGCAUCGCGUUAUCAACCUCCCCGAAAACGGUGACCGGCUCAGCUGCGCCACCUUCUGGCACGGGGAUGUCGACGCCACAAACCCCAUGAACCCAGACGAUCCGGACAAGUCGACGAUUGGACAGCUGCUGUAUAAGCGGUUUGGCAGUCAGUUUUCGCUUCGCAAGGAGGUCUUCGCAAAGGCUUAA